This is a messenger RNA of Uncinocarpus reesii 1704, 1866 nucleotides long. RefSeq lists its product as uncharacterized. The transcript is spliced from 4 exons. Lineage: Eukaryota; Fungi; Ascomycota; Eurotiomycetes; Onygenales; Onygenaceae. Bases 1 to 1866 code for a protein of 621 amino acids. Gene Ontology annotation, molecular function: catalytic activity. The record is from RefSeq and is a predicted model, not a curated record.
AUGGGUUCAAUAGACAGCCCAAAUUUCCUCAAUUAUCCGGAAGCUAAGAAGGGGCCUGAUAUCUCGUAUCACAAUGAUAGAAAACCGAACCCCGCGAUGAGAGGAAUAGUGGUGGUCAUUGGGGCGUUUCUCUUCAAAUGGCUACCUUUCCUUCGAAAGUUGAUUUGGUUCAAUGCUGGGUUUGGCGUUUUGCGCCGUAUUCGAGAGGACCUGGGCGACUAUGAACCCAGGUUUGACCCGACCGUUAUCCCCUUGCCUGACCCGGGGAAUGCAGAACGAGAGAAUGAGAUUCUCCUCCACUCUGAAAGCCAGUCAACGUUGGAACGACAACAUGGAAACUACUACUCGGUCACGGACUACCAUAAUAUGUAUAUGUCAGGUGAACUGACACCAAUUGCAGUUGCAAAAGCAAUAAUCCCACUGAUCCGCAGAGAUAUCACGCCACCAGGAGAGCAUUCAUUAGCUUGGUUUGAUACCAAAAUUGACCUGGUUUUGGCUGCAGCAGAGGCUUCGACCCAACGGUAUAAAAACAAGUGCCCGAUUGGCUUGUUAGAUGGCGUCCCCACAGCCGUCAAAGAUGAGUAUGACAUUGAUGGCUAUAGGACUUGUCUAGGCUCUGCAAAUGAUUACACUAGUGCUGCACUGCCUGAAAAGUCAAUCACUAGUUGGUGCGUGAGGCAACUGGAAGAUGCUGGAGCUGUUAUACUUGGGAAACUUGCCAUGCAUGAAUUUGGUCUGGACACAUCCGGGAAUAACCCCAUCCACGGUACACCACGCAAUCCCUUCAAUAGUCAAUACUACACCGGAGGCAGUUCUUCGGGCUCAGCAUACGCUGUUAGCGCUGGCCUAAUCCCGAUCUCUCUAGGGAGUGACGGCGGCGGGAGUAUCCGUAUACCGUCCUCCUUCUGCUCCGUAUACGGGUUAAAACCUACGCACAGCAGACUCUCUCACCGCCCAGGAUGUAACCAUUCCAAUACUUGCGCAGUGAACGGCCCCAUUGCUGCUGAUAUACGCUCUCUCGCACUUCUCUACCACGUUAUCGGCACGCCGCACCCUUCGUCUCACUUCCCAACCCUCUCGCCGCCGCUGGCUCCUCCUAUUCGUCCGAGGAAUAAGGUCCUGGGCAUUCCAGAAGCUUGGUUCUCCCAAUCGACUCCGGCAAUUCAACAACUCUGCCACUCACUCUUGGAUAAGCUCGUUUCCGCGUGCGAUUACACACUUAUUCCGAUAGAGAUCCCCUACCUUAAAGAAGGGCAAGCUGCCCACGCCAUGACAGUCCUCACGGACGCCGCUACCCUUCUUCCAGACACUGAAGGUCUGACUGCUGCGAAUAAAAUCAUGAUUGGUCUUGGCACCAUCACCCCAGCGACGGAUUUCUUGCUUGCUCAGAAACUUCGGCAGCUUCUUAUGCAGCACCUCGCUUACCUGUGGAAAGAAUACCCCGGGAUGAUCAUUGUAACGCCUACCACGAGCUGUGCAGGGUGGCCGAUUCGUUCCGAAUCGGAACUAAAACAUGGAAUUAACGACGGAAAUCAAACCUUAAAGACGAUGGAAUACGUUUGGAUGGCCAAUUUUACAGGUAUCCCCGCCUUAAAUGUUCCGGCAGGAUUUGUGAUUCCUGAAGGGACACCUGGCGCCGGCGAAGUGGCAGAAACGGACACGGUAGGCAAAGUCCCCGUUGGACUGAUGGGGAUGGGAGAAUGGGCAAGUGAAGACAAUUUACUACAAUGGGGACUAGAUAUCGAAAAGGUUGGGGAGGAACGACUCUCGAGGCCGCCAAUUUGGGUCGAUGUGGUUGAAAAGGCGGUAGAAGUGAUGAAGGAUGAAGAUAUAGACAUAAUCGCGGCAAAGAUGGAUGCUAAUUGA